AUGCCCUCCUAUCCACCGAUUGUCUAUUAUCGGGACACUUUCGGUCUCGAUACAUCCGAUAUGAAACGCUCAGAUUCGAUGACCACAUGCAGUGAUGACAGUAUAACAACGAAAAGCACAGUUCGUGGUCUCAACAUUCACGCAAUCAAUCCAAUGUAUGGAAGUAAUGGAUCUCGAGCAACGAAUAUGACACAGUCAUAUCAUAUUGAGCAAGUGAUUACUGAUCAAGUCCUGUUCACUCACCCCCGUUCACUUCUCAUUCUCACACUCAUCAUGUUUGCCUCAGCUAUUCAACUGUUAAUAUUCUCAGUGAUUUGUGUCUUCUAUGAUGGUUGUCCAUUUUAUAUCAUCCCGAUUGUUGCCGGUAUUCUUUUCAUCAACACACUCAUCAUAUUCUCUUUCCAAAAAUAUUGGCCAACAAGAGGAAUGCUGUACGUUUCUUGUAUCGCCGCAGCUUUGUCAUUUAUCGAAAGUGUGGCACUUUUCUUCUAUUGUGCUUACUUGAUAAACCAGGAAGACAAAUAUAUCGAUCGAUUGGGUCAUCGUCCAAAUCGAAUCGUCGCCUCAACAAGAAUAGCCAUGUACAGUCUACACAUGAUCUUUGCACCAAUACAUGGAGUUGUCUCUCUGGUUUGUGCAAUCUUACUCAUUCGUAACUUGAAAGAACUCAAUGAGAAUAAAGUGACGAGAGCUUAUUUCAUGACCGAACCACAAAUGGGACAUCAGAAAAUCCUUGUUCCAAUCGAGGUGAGACACGUGCGUGAUGUAGACGAUGACUCUCUCGAUGCUGCCUCGAUUGGCGUUCAAACGAGCGGCACCCGAACUCACAUUGUU
This is a messenger RNA of Mesorhabditis belari, 834 nucleotides long. The record is from the annotation of a GenBank genome assembly. NCBI's taxonomy places the organism in Eukaryota, Metazoa, Nematoda, Chromadorea, Rhabditida, Rhabditidae.